AUGCACAAGUACCGUGCAAACACAUCUGAGAGACGUGCCGAGGACGUUUUAAUGAGUCCUGGCUACCCUGGCUUCACCUGCGGUCAUGGAGAUGAAAACCCCUGUGAGCCUGCAUUUGAUACGACCAGACGUCUCCAGAGAGAGCCCAUUCCCUCUCCUGUAAUAACUGUAGAGCACUUUAAAGAAUCGACGGGUGUUAAAGGCCUUCCCCUGUACCCGGACCCCUCCCGGGUACCUGGCACGAAAACUCAGAACAGUUUAGAAUCUGACUACUUGGCCCGAGAUGGCCCUUCCAGCAACAGUUCGUUCCACAGCAGUGAAGAAGAGGGGACCGACCUCGAGGGGGACAUGCUGGACUGCAGUGGCUCUCGCCCUCUGCUCUUGGAAUCGGAAGAAGAGGAUGAGAGCUGCAAGCCUCCGCAGGGGAAGCUAGGAGGAGCCGCUCCCUUCACUCAGCCGGAGGUCACUCCCGCGCAGGCCAAGGCCUCGCAAGGUGGGAGGAAGAACCAAUUCGGAGCCCUCACUCAGCCGACCGCUGAUGGACUCGGUGAGCCAGAUGUGUUCGCCACUGCUCCCUUCCGGAGUUCAAGGAUUCCCGCUGAUGACAUUUUUGCCAAAGCCCCCUUUGUCUCCAAGGGCAACGUGGCCCCUUCCCAGCCAGAGGAGACGGAUGUGUUCUUGAGAGCUCCCUUUACCAAGAAGAAAGGCAUGGAGGAGUCAGCAGUUGCCCAGAACCCCGCCCAGGAGCAGCCCGGUCUCCUCAGUCAGACCGAUGACAUCCCUCUGCUCCCGGGCCUGGAUCGAGCCGUGUACCCGUCCGCCCGAGCUCAGUAUUCCACGGCUGGCUUUGCCCAGCCGUCUAACCUCCCCUCCCAUCCUGUACAAGCAGCAGACCAUCUUGACAGCAUCUCUUCCAGGGGCUCCUCCCUGGAAUCUGGGGCCCAUCCUAAUGACAGAAACAAAGGACCUCAGCCCCAGAAAGAAGCUGUCUCAGGCCCCGUGGCAGGCAAACCAUUCCGCCCCCAGUCUUUAUCCAAAUAUUCCCGUCACUAUAGCCCGGAAGAUGAGCCGAAUCCAGAAGCCCAGCCCAUCGCUGCCUACAAAAUUGUUUCGCAAACCAAUAAGCAGUCGAUAGCUGGCUCCGUUUCCAUCACAUCCCUUGCCUCCAGGACUACGGAGCUGCCAGCUGCUGAUCCUUUUGCUUUAGCACCCUUUCCUUCAAAGUCAGGCAAACAGAAACCUUAGGAGCCAUGCCUGAGCCUCAGGCCCCUGUCUCUACCCUACCCUCAAUACCCACCACAUCAGUCCCAGCUGAGCCUUCCUGAGAAGAUUUAUAUCAAUUAUUCUCUUUCAUUUCCGUGAGUCAGAGCAGAACUUCUUGAGUCAACAAACUCAGUCGAGGUGAUACUUAGUUGAAACUCCCUUAAGUUAUGUUCAUUGCUUUUGUUUAUAUUUCUGGACUUUGGGUGAGUGUGUCCAUCUUCACCUCCACCCAGAAUUCUGCUUUCUGUUGUGUGCCUGGAAACUGUUUUAAUCUCAAACUGCUUGUCAGUAAAUCCAGAAAUAACUUCCCAAAGGGGCCAUGGUAUUGCUACUUUGAUUCCUGUAGUUCCUGUUCUGAGUCAUGUCUAGUGAGGAAUUAAGAUGAGUUCCUCCCAGACUUGGUUUCAUACUCUUGAAAAGGGUACAUUUCAGGAAAGAAACACAAGAUAAAAAUUCUGCUCAUCAAAAGGAAGUGUGAUCCCGAAGAUAAUAAUCAUUCCUCUAAAACCAGCAACUCUAGAAAUCUUCUCUGGA
Molecule: messenger RNA, 1797 nt
Organism: Budorcas taxicolor (takin)
Lineage: Eukaryota; Metazoa; Chordata; Mammalia; Artiodactyla; Bovidae
Exons: 2
Coding region: 1-1245 (414 amino acids)
Source: RefSeq, a predicted model, not a curated record